UCCGGGAAUUCCUCCAGGAGUUCCUCCGGGAAUUCCUCCAGGAGUUCCUCCGGGAAUUCCUCCAGGAGUUCCUCCGGGAAUUCCUCCAGGAGUUCCUCCGGGAAUUCCUCCAGGAGUUCCUCCGGGAAUUCCUCCAGGAGUUCCUCCGGGAAUUCCUCCAGGAGUUCCUCCGGGAAUUCCUCCAGGAGUUCCUCCGGGAAUUCCUCCAGGAGUUCCUCCGGGAAUUCCUCCAGGAGUUCCUCCGGGAAUUCCUCCAGGAGUUCCUCCGGGAAUUCCUCCAGGAGUUCCUCCGGGAAUUCCUCCAGGAGUUCCUCCGGGAAUUCCUCCAGGAGUUCCUCCGGGAAUUCCUCCAGGAGUUCCUCCGGGAAUUCCUCCAGGAGUUCCUCCGAGAAUUCCUCCAGGAGUUCCUCCGGGAAUUCCUCCAGGAGUUCCUCCGGGAAUUCCUCCAGGAGUUCCUCCGGGAAUUCCUCCAGGAGUUCCUCCGGGAAUUCCUCCAGGAGUUCCUCCGGGAAUUCCUCCAGGAGUUCCUCCGGGAAUUCCUCCAGGAGUUCCUCCGGGAAUUCCUCCAGGAGUUCCUCC
This is a messenger RNA of Aedes albopictus (Asian tiger mosquito), 579 nucleotides long. RefSeq lists its product as uncharacterized. The transcript has a single exon. The annotation marks the transcript as partial. Lineage: Eukaryota; Metazoa; Arthropoda; Insecta; Diptera; Culicidae. The record is from RefSeq and is a predicted model, not a curated record.